UGAAAGUUUUUGUUAUUGUUGCUUAUCACUCAUUCUCCGAAAAAAAUGAAUCGAAAGUUCGAAAGAAUGAAAAUUUAAUUUGAAUUUUGAAAGUUCAAAUGUUUGAAUUUAGUCUAUUUUCGAGCGAAUCUAUACUAGUUUUACUUUACAUACCGCCGAAAAGAUCGCGAUGAACUCUUAAUAAAUCGAAACCAAGUUUUUAUUAGUGAUCGGUGUUAUCGUUUUAUCAUUGUUCAAAAAAUGCAUUGUACUUUUCAAAACGACUCUAUUUAGUACUUUUUAUCAUUUAUCGUGCUAGAGCUGCACCGUCGUCUGUUUGAUACUCCUCUUCAAAGUUUAUCGUGAAGUUUUCUGUGCUCAUGCUAUUAAUUGCUACCAAUUUGGCCAUUAUAAAUAACAGUAAAAGGUAAAUUAUCGCCAUGACUGAUUCGUCGAAUAAAGAACAGAUCCUGGCAACACCCGAACGAGUCAGUUCAAAAAUAUCUCCGAACGUUGUUGAUUCCCAGCUGAAAAACGUGAUCAAUUUCUAUCAGAGAACGCCUGAAGUUGAGAAAGACUAUGGAGGAGGAAUUUUUCAAAUGGGAGAUAGUAUUUACUUCUCAUCGGCAGAAGUCAAUAAAUUGACUGAUUCGUCGGCCGAUGAAUUUCGAACAGAAAUGAUGGAAGAAAUGUUGGAUUGGGAAACAUACAUGUACUGUAAAGAAAACGAAGAACAGAAACGAUGUUCCUCCAUUGUCUGUGAUGAUGUACCGAUUCGAAAUCAAGACUGUUCUAAUAUUGUUAUUCAGUCAUUAUCUAAGAGUCGUUGUAACAAUUUAUACAAUAGUAGUUCGUAUAACGGACAUGGCGAAUCGCAAUUCGUGUUCAAAGAAGAUUGGGAUCUUGAAAUAGACGAACAACAAAAAACGAAAAGAGAACGCUUAGCUCUCGAAGAAAAGUCCAUUGGAAAUAAAUACUUCAACGAUCAAAAAUACCGAGAAGCGUUGGAUUACUACACGAAAUCCCUUAGCUUAUUGCCCACUACAGAUGCGUUCAAUAAUCGAGCCAUGUCGUUUAUGAAAUUGAAGAAUUUUGCGGCCGCGGUUAAAGACACUAAUGAAGUGCUCAAAAUCGAGCCGAAUAAUUUGAAAGCUCUGUAUAGAAGAGCUACAGCGAGAAAAGAAAUGCGAAUGUACGAAGAGGCGUUGAAAGAUUGCUACAGUGGGAUGGAAUUGAAUCGUAAAACAUUUCUGAAUGUAUUUAACGAUAUUAAAAAUGAAAUGUCUAAACUAAACGGCAAAAAGUACAGUAUCUGUCCGCUGUACGGUUCGAAGAAAGCAUUCGAAAUCGAUGUUAGUCAAUUGUUCGCGUACGCGAAUUGCAACGAAGCGUACUUACUAGAAGUAGAUAGAACCGGAUGCACGCGAUCCUGCAUUUGUGGAUAUUGUACGGAGGAAAAUCGAAGAAAUAGGAAUAGAUCUUCGGCGUUAAGAAUAAAAGAAAGAGAGCGUUGGAAAAUGCUAACCGUUGGUUUAUUAAACGAGAUGAAAAUCACGUCACCUCCGGUCGCUAAACCGAACGACGCGAGUACCUCAGUUAUCGUCGAAUCUAGUAUCGCUGUGAACGACGAUUCUUGCACCGUCGAUCGUCAAAUAAGUCAAUCGAAAUUUGACGAAUUGAAAAAUGUAGAAAAUAUUAAAAUGAAUGAUGCGCAACAGGAUGCUCAAAUUAACAGUAGUACGAGUAUUAAAAGUUGAUGAAAAAGUAUCGCCGCGCCGAUUAUGUUACGCUCGAUCACGUUGAGUUAUUACGCAUCGUUCGACGUUUUACGUCUUGCUGUUACGCAUGCUGGUAAUGCUCUAAUGUAUUUUUGUAUAAUUGUCCGAUUAAUGUUAACGAUUACGUUGUUUAUUUGGAUUUUUUUAAUUUAGUUUUUUAUCCGGGCUAUAAUAAGUAAAAUUUAUGAAUUUAUAAA
Messenger RNA from Planococcus citri (citrus mealybug), 1954 nucleotides. RefSeq lists its product as uncharacterized. Gene Ontology annotation, molecular function: protein binding. The coding region runs from base 420 to 1736 and encodes 438 amino acids. The transcript is spliced from 9 exons. The record is from RefSeq and is a predicted model, not a curated record. Gene Ontology annotation, cellular component: protein folding chaperone complex. NCBI's taxonomy places the organism in Eukaryota, Metazoa, Arthropoda, Insecta, Hemiptera, Pseudococcidae.